UUCUUUAAGAACGCGGACACCGCAGUACUUCGUUUGUUCGUAAUGAACAGGUAGAGUUGCGUUGUGGAUUAGGAGUGUUUGUGUGGUGUUUACGUGAUAAAAACUCAGUGUAAGCGACGAACCCGAACCAGCAGGAGCGCUGAGUCUGACGAAACUAACCGGGAACAGGCGCUUUGAAACUUUUAUUCGCUUUCCUACUGUACUACUCUCUCUGUCUCUCAGAUUUGGAAUUAUAUGAUUCCAAAAACACACGCGCAGUUGACUUUUGGUGACAUUUUACGCGUUAACCGGAGGGUCUUUGGAUAAGAGCGCGCCCGGGGAUCUCACCGGGAUGUUUUUUCGUGUGUUUGAACGUCCCUCUUCGGUUCCAUCCGUGGUGUUGGGAUUUCUGCUGGACCUUUAGCUGUGUGGGAAAGACAUGAGCUCUGGAUAUGGGUCUGUGUCUGGGCUCAGAGGUGACAGAGGAGGGAAAGAAGGCGAAGAUUCACAGCUCGCAGAUAGACCGAGAUCUGUACGAGUGCGCCAAGAGAGAGAUGAACGUGGUGAAGAUCCUCAUGCUGGGUGCUGCUGAAAGUGGGAAAAGUACACUGGUCAAACAGAUGAAGAUCAUCCACAGUCAUGGAUUCACCAAACAAGAGUUAGACAGUUUUAAGCCUGCGGUGUUGGAUAACCUCCUGACCUCUAUGAAGUUUGUCCUCCAUGGAAUGGGUGUCCUACGCAUCAACCUCGCUAACGGCAAGAACAAGGUCCACGCUCACUCUGUUCUCUCGUGUGGACGCUGCUUUGACGAGGACCAGAUGCUGUUCCCGUUCAUAGGCCACGCCCUCUGCUGUUUGUGGGCGGAUCAGGGGGUGCGGUCGGCAGCGGCGCGAGGAUACGAGUACGAACUCAAUGACUCGGCCCUAUAUUUUUUCGAGAACAUAGGCAGGAUCAUCGCUCCCAGCUACAUGCCAACAGAAACGGAUAUUUUAAGAGUCCGACUGAGAACCACGGGAGUGAUCGAGACGCAGUUCAAAGUCAAACACCUGGUCUUCAGAUUGUAUGACGUUGGAGGCCAGAGGACGGAGAGGAGGAAGUGGAUCAGCUGUUUUGAGGAUGUGAGGGCCGUGCUGUUCGUCGUGUCUCUGAGUGGAUACGACAUGACGCUAGUAGAAGAUCCAUCAAUGAAUCGACUGCAGGAGAGCCUCAAGCUGUUCUCGUCAAUCUGCAAUAACGUCUUCUUCAGAAGCACUUCUAUGAUAUUAUUCAUGAACAAGAUUGAUCUUUUCCAAGAGAAGAUUCUCCGCUCCGGGCGUCAUCUGCGGCAUUACCUUCCCCAGUUCAAAGGAGCUGACUGUGAUGUGGAUGCUGCCGCCCGGUUCAUCGCCGCUAUGUUUGUGUGUCUCAACACGACGCCCAGCAAACUCAUCUACCACCACUUCACCACAGCAACAGACACCUCCAACGUUCAGGUAGUUUUCCAGGUGGUUAUGGACACAAUCAUCAAGGAGAACCUGGAGGCCGUGUCUCUGCUCUGAGGACCAUUCCUCCUUUAAGAACUCAAUAAGGUUCACAGUGCUGAUGGUAUUUAUUAUACAAGAUGCUCUGAUAUUAAUCAGAAUGGAGGGACUGCACAUUUAUUAUGACGCAAUAACCAAAUAAAUGCUGGUUUUUUAUUCUUCUUACUUAAACACAAACGAAUAAAAUGACAAAAUAUUUAAUAAAAUGUUAUUAUCAUCCCAUGUGAAUCAUAGAUUUUGCUGUGAAAGUGUAUAAAAGGGAUUCAAAGAGUAAACCGUGCUCACUUGACGGUUGAGUUGCUCAUCCGAGCAUCCCAUAAUUUUCCACCUGACAUCCCCCACUUCCUGUUUGUGCAUUACCAUGGUUAAUCAUCACUUAUAAAAUCUUUCCCCUUGUGUAAAUCUUUGUUCAACACGGUCCGUUCAGAGAUUGAAUACCCUGUCGGUUCAUAAAAGGGGUGUUUUUGAGGGGUUUUUUGCAUUAUGAAUCAUGUUUUGCUUUUGACUUGUUUGUGAUCCAGCACUUUUAUAGUUUUGGUGAUUCAAUCUGAAAUGGAUUUGUUGUACCAAGGUGAGCCAAACACAUUUAGACACUAUGAAGUCUAUAUGGAGCCUAAUCAAACCUGUAGCAUUUUUUAUUUCAUUUUUUUUUUUUUUUUUAAAUAAUGUAACUUUAUCCAUUUAUUCAUUGAGAUUUGGUUUAUAUGAAAUGUAUUUUUGCUAUUUAAAUGCUGCUUUUUAAAAGCAUUCAAGUUAAAAAUCAAUUACACUUUUGUAAAAGCAAAAAAAGGCACUGUGAAUAGAAACAUCAUUAAAAACGAACACGUUUUUGA
Messenger RNA from Carassius gibelio (silver crucian carp), 2332 nucleotides. Its product is annotated as guanine nucleotide-binding protein G(o) subunit alpha-like. The coding region runs from base 432 to 1517 and encodes 361 amino acids. The transcript has 9 exons. Gene Ontology annotation, cellular component: heterotrimeric G-protein complex. The record is from RefSeq and is a predicted model, not a curated record. Gene Ontology annotation, biological process: adenylate cyclase-modulating G protein-coupled receptor signaling pathway; Rho protein signal transduction. Lineage: Eukaryota; Metazoa; Chordata; Actinopteri; Cypriniformes; Cyprinidae. Gene Ontology annotation, molecular function: G protein-coupled receptor binding; GTPase activity; guanyl nucleotide binding.